UGUUGGUCGAUGAAGAAAAGGUGAGCGUCGUGGGAGGGCGGGCCACCUGUGACGGCAAAUGAGUGGAGAGGAGCUCCAGUCAGUCCCACUGUCAGAAGCCUAGCCCCACUGUGUGUGUCAUCCAGUGGGUGUUUGUGUGUCAGUGUAUUCACAGGCGUUUAAAGUCCAGUUGGAUUAUCGGGAGCUCAAGGAAACGUAUAUCUUUAUCUUCGAGGAAUUUGUACAGCAGGUUCUUCACUCUCAUCUACAGCAGUUUGAAAGAGCCAGAGCCCAGUGUGGUUGUCUUGAGUGCGUCGGUGUGUGUUUGCAGGGGUCUGUGUGAGUCGUGGGCUGAAUAUGUUUGUGUGAGUGCUUCACAUGACUGUACACCCCGGUCCAAGGAGAGUAAGAGUCCCGUGAGACCCUCAGUGGAGAUGCAGGGAGCUGGAUCCCCUGCAGCGCGGCUCCUGCUGCUGAGCUGCUGUGUGUGUGCGGCAGCCGGCUACCCGUUUAGACCGCCGCUGGACCUGGAUGUGACCCCACGCAUCACUGUGUUGAGCAGCGGUCUUCAGGGCUGCAGGCGUUUCCAGUCGUCUGCAGUCAACUACAGCACCAUGUUGCUGGAGGCUGACAGCGAGCGUCUCUACGUGGGUGCUCGUGGGGCUGUAUUCGCUCUCAAUGCCUCUGACAUCUCAGCCGGCUCUGCUCUCACUAUCGAGUGGGAGGCCUCCUCUGAGCAAAAACUUGAGUGUAUGCUCAAGGGAAAAGACAAUAAGACGGACUGUUUUAAUCACAUUCGCUUCCUGCAGAGGUUCAACUCCACUCAUCUCUACGUGUGUGGGACUUAUGCCUUCAGACCACUCUGUGCAUACAUAAACGAGGAGAGGUUUGUGAUAUCAUCUCAGCCUGAAGAUGGUAAAGACAAAUGCCCCUAUGGACCCACAAUGGGCUACACGGGCCUCAUCAUUGACCAGCAGAUGUAUACAGCUGCCCAGUAUUCUUUCAGGGGCUUUCCAGAUAUCCGACGUAACUCUCCUUUUCCCACGCUGAAGACAGAAGACGCCCCCACUCGCUGGCUGAACGAGGCGGACUUUGUUGGCUCUGCGCUGGUGAAGGAAAGUUUGGGCGGCAGCAGCGGUGGCACAGAUGAUAAAAUGUACUUCUUCUUCACGGAGAAGAGCCAGGAGCAGACGACGACCUACAGCCACAGCAGGGUGGCACGGGUGGCGCGGGUCUGUAAGGGGGACCGAGGAGGCCAGUUCACUCUCCAGAAACGCUGGACGUCCUUCCUCAAAGCCAGGCUGACGUGUUCUCUGCCCGAGUAUGACUUCCACUUCAAUGUGCUGCGGAGCAUGUUCGUCAUGCCCGGCCAAGCGCCACAGGAAACGCUUUUCUAUGGUAUCUUCGGCUUGGAGUGGAAAAACGUGAAGGCGUCUGCGGUGUGUCGGUUCUCCCUCUCUGAAGUUCAGGAGGCCUUUCAAGGACCCUACAUGGAGAACCAGGACUCUGGCUCUAAGUGGAAGGAAUACACUGGAAAGAUCCCUGACCCAAGACCUGGAACGUGUAUAACAGACGCUCUGAGGGCAAGGGGUAUAAACGUGUCCACCUCUCUGCCUGAUGAUGUGCUGGAUUUUGUCAGGAGGCAUCCUCUGAUGUCCCAGCAGGUCCAGCCAUCAGACAGACGUCCGCUUCUGUUCAGGAGGACCACAGACUACACACACAUGGCCGUACAAAUGGUCCAAGGCUUGGAUGGACAAACAUACCAUGUGUUAUACAUGGGCACAGAUGAGGGCUGGUUACAUAAAGCUGUGGAAGUCGAGGGUCAGCUGCAUAUUAUCGAGGAGCUUCAAGUCUUUGAGGAGCCGCAGCCUGUUAACAACCUGCAAAUAUCUGCAAAACAGAUGAGUGUGUAUGUGGGCUCUCCUUCAGGCGUGGUGCAGCUCCCUCUCUCUUAUUGUGGCAGGUACACCUCCUGCUAUGACUGCAUCUUUGCCAGGGACCCAAACUGUGCCUGGAGCGGAGUCCAAUGUGUGGACAUCAUGUCCCAGGCAGAAAGAUCCACUUUAAUCCAGGAUGUCCAGCACGGGAGGAAGGGAUGCGAGAACACACAAGAUGAUGUCGCCCUUCGUAGUCGCUCUGUUCGUGUUGGUGAUGACGUGCUGCUGCAGUGUGAGCUUAGCUCCAACCUGGCCACGCCCCUCUGGACUCUUGACGACAGCGAGCUGCAGGGCUACGGCCUCAACUCUGGCUUCAGGACCGGCACCGACGGCCUGCUGAUCAUUGAGGCUCGGCAGGACCAGAGCGGACUCUACACCUGCUACGCUGUGGAGAACAGCAUCAAGGUUCCCAUAGUAACCUACAAUGUCACCAUUCGCCUGGACCUGCCGCCUCCCCCUCCUGUCGAACCAAUAGGAGACUCUUACAGUCUCUUCGGCACUAUGCCAGCACCCACUGAGCAUUACCCAACAGAGAGGCCCCUCCCUCCUUCUCCAGCUUCUCUCCUCCCGCACUCAGAGCUGCUGUCUCCCAGGAACAUGGAGGCCAUGUAUCUGUCCCUCAUCACAAUCCUCGGAGCGCUUUGCGUGGUCCUCACCGUGGUCCUCGUCUACGUGGGUUUCUGCCUACGACUUGGCAACAGAGGAAAGUACUCAUUACGCGCCGCAGCUGCUGCCUACCCCGUCCAUAAGAGGCACAACAGGAACAGGAAACAGAGCCGAAACUCCGCCCACAUGGAGCUGAAGACCAUCUCAAGCCACUGCAACGGCAACAGGAUUUGUAACGGAGUGUCUAAGCACCAUAAUGGCGACAUUCAGGAGGGAGGCUUCCUUCAGAUCGUGCCCGGUGAGGGUCACACAUCAGCCAAUAAAGGGCCCCCACCCCCAGCCCCCCCUCUACCACCAACUCCUCAACAUCCCUCUCCAGAGUGCGAGUUCCCAAACGGGCUGUCAGCCACGCUGCCUAACGUCCUGCGGAGGAUGAACGGCAACAGUUACGUAUUGCUGAGGCAGAGCGACUCUGAAAACACGUCCCCACUCUGCUACUCCUUUGCUGAGGAGCUCAACAAGAUUUUAGAGAAGAGAAAACACACUCAGCUGCUUCCAAGGCCAGAUGAGAGCUCUGUAUAGAGUGAUGUAGCUCCCCCUGUGGUGGGAGGACUGUUGUUGUACCUGGUGCUGAAGUGCUCCGCAUAUGGCUUUUUUUUGUUGUGCGGACCAAAGCCACCUCAGAGUCUUCUCUACAUUCUUUUCUUUGGAUUUUUUUCAAUGAUAGUACAUUCCAGCCUUUGAAACUUUGAGCUGUUUGUCAUCUGUAAUUAUCAACUACUAACAAGGUUGAAGUAAAAAUUCCAGCGAGGGAUCAAGAAUGAAGUGGAAAGAGUAAUCUACCUCACCUGAAUACUGCCCCGCUGACAUGUGCAGUCAGUCUGAUCCCACAGCUCUGAUCAACAAAGCACAAAGCGGGACUCACGGACUCUGACAAAGAGCAGAGCCCCGCAGGAAUAUAAAUACAUGUCAAGACUUCAGCUGUGAGGCGGCCAUAUUUGGCUCGAUUUCAAGUGGAGGGCAGCUAGCCAAAGUUUGUUUGCACUGACAAGUGCACAGAUGGCCUAUGCAUUUUUAAACCAUGACAUUCACACAUUAUAAAUAUUGAGGGAAAUGGAGGUGGUGACCGAGGGAAUUUGGUUGGCGAUGAUUUUCGAACGGACUCAACCAAAAUAAUAAACACUAACUCAUGACAGCACGUAACACUUUACACCAGCCUUCAUUAACAAACGGUGAGCUAAUCAUUAUUGAAGUAUUUAACAUCACCUGGAGUGAGUGGGAGUAUUAUUCAAUUGUUUUCAAUUAAUCAUGUCAUCAGUUCUAAUGUGGUUAAAAAAUCAAUAACCUUUGACUGCAUAUGUUAACAGUUUGUAAGUAAUUACAUUAUAUACAGGUAAACAUAAUACAAUGCAAACUAAAUGGUUAAAAACACCUUAAAAAGGUUGUUUCAAGUCAUCAAAUCUGUUAACAAAUGGCCAUUAAAUGCAUAUUACUUAAGCAUUAUGUGGAUCCAUAUUUUACAUAAAAUAUCAAUUUAUAUUAAAUUGCACCAGGCAAAUACAAAUAAUGUUAUUAGUUGAAGAAAUAUUAAAUAGUGAUUAUUUCACCAGUUGGUAAAAGGCGACAUGAAGGAUAUGACAGUAUUAUUGCUUUAAAUGCACUUUAAAUAACUGUUUUAAAGCGCUUUGGGAAAGUGAAUGGAUGCUUGUAAGGACCUUGACUCAAGAAGCAGCAGGCUGGUGGAGCUUUUAUACCGUCUGUCUCAGUGUGAAGAGCUGCAUGUGUGUCUGCUGGACUUUGAUUGACACAAGUGGAUUAGACGGAAACAUUGACUGUGUCCACUGAGCCCCCAACCACCGCUGACUGAGUUACAUCCUGCAGGAGAUAACAACAGAAUGAAGGACUGUGAGAAGAAACGAGAGAGCCAAAAUCAUCCCAGGUCUGAUGUGCAAGGGUCAGUUUGAAUUCUUCUGAAUUUCUUUCCCGGGGACACCAACUCUAAACCAGCAUCAGAUGGCAGGACCGGCCGCAAAGAUGUUCUUUUAAUGAGCAGUGAAAUGAGAUUCGCCAUCAUUAGCGGACAUCUGAGUCACAAGAGAAUAAAAGGCUGGAGAAAAAGGGCUACUGCAUGAAAGUCUCUGCACCUACAGCUUUGCUCACGCACAACUGGAAUGAAAAUUCUCGGCUGCAGUGACUCACCGAGGAACGCUUAUCCCUCAGACAGCCGAUCUUUGUGUGCUCAGAGCGAUCGCCGCGAUGCAAACUCUGACCUUUCUGUCACACCUGCUGCAUGAAAUAUUUUUCAACAGUUUUUUUCAGCUCUUGAAGUCAAGGAUAACUCAUGUUGAUUUUAAUGAAAAGUGCCAAGGUUGAUGUUAAAAAUGUGCUUCGUGAGCCCUUUUUUUAUUGCAAAAAAAAUGAAGGAAAAUGGUUUUUAAAUGAGGCUUAUUUAUUUUGUCAUUUUGUAACUUGUGUUUUUGAAGUUAUUGUCAAUGUUGUUUUUCAGUGCCACUUGUAAAAAAAAAAACCUUCCUGGUGCACAAGUCGCCUGUGUUGCACAAAAACGUGAUUAAUAGGAGCACGGUAGCCAAAAGCAUGCAGAGGCUGAACCAGCACAACAUUAUUAUAUUUAUAACCGCCUUAUAGGAGGACAAAAAUACUUCAAUUAACCUUUCUACUAUAACCCAUUUAUUAGACAUCAUUCGGCUUUUCUGUCACUUUAAUGUCGUCCACUUUUAGCUUGAUUUCUAUUUGCAUGUUUCACCCACUUUGUGCACAAAGCAAAUCUUUGACUAGACUAACACGCAGACUAACAGGGCAGUGGGGUCCUUCACAUUUCAAAGAGUUCAAAUAAAACUUUGUACUUAAA
Messenger RNA from Labrus mixtus (cuckoo wrasse), 5391 nucleotides. Its product is annotated as semaphorin-4G-like. NCBI's taxonomy places the organism in Eukaryota, Metazoa, Chordata, Actinopteri, Labriformes, Labridae. Gene Ontology annotation, biological process: neural crest cell migration; axon guidance; negative regulation of axon extension involved in axon guidance. The transcript has 16 exons. Bases 414 to 3104 code for a protein of 896 amino acids. The record is from RefSeq and is a predicted model, not a curated record. Gene Ontology annotation, molecular function: chemorepellent activity; semaphorin receptor binding.